Messenger RNA from Drosophila navojoa, 948 nucleotides. Its product is annotated as caspase drICE. Gene Ontology annotation, biological process: proteolysis. The record is from RefSeq and is a predicted model, not a curated record. Gene Ontology annotation, molecular function: cysteine-type endopeptidase activity. NCBI's taxonomy places the organism in Eukaryota, Metazoa, Arthropoda, Insecta, Diptera, Drosophilidae.
AAGAUAUAAAAUAAAAUAUGUGUCAUCAGGAUGAAUCAAAUUCAGGAGCUAAAGAGGAAGAAAUAACACCCGACACUUCUAAAUCUAAUGAAUUCCUCGAUGGAGUGUGGUUCUCUAUGAAUCCCAAGAUAAAACAUUGUACGAGCAAUGUUGCCGUUAUGGUUACUCAUCGAUAUGCAUUCGAAUAUAAAAUGUCUCAUGCGCAUCGUGGGCUGGCGAUGAUCUUCAGCCAUGAGAAGUUCAAUAUGAAAGAUCUGCCAUCACGACCCGAAACAGUUAUCGACUGCAACAAUUUAAGUCGUGUACUCAAAAAAUUGGAUUUCGAUGUACAGAUUUACAAAGACUUGUGCUACAAGAAUUUAAGAAAAACAAUAAUAAAAGCUGUUGCCAUGGAUCAUUCGAAUAACGAUUGCAUUUUUGUGGCAAUACUCACGCAUGGCAAAAUCAAAGAUAUCUGUGCUAGCGAUAAUUCCCAUGCGUAUGACAUAAAGAAUGAGGUCUAUGCUAGCGAUCGUUCCUAUGAAUUGGAGAGCAUUUGGGAAUCCUUCUCAGCUGACAAGUGCCCCACACUAGCGGGCAAACCGAAGAUAUUUAUUGUCCAGGCCAGUCGAGGCAAUCUGAGAGAUCCAGGCUAUGUCGUUCGUUCCAAAGGACACAUUGAAACGGACGGUGAUUCGGAGAGUAGCUAUAGGAUACCAACAAUGGCCGAUUUUUUAGUUGCCUUUUGCACAGUUCCCAAAUACAGAUCGUGGAGUAAUACCUUGAAGGGCAGUUGGUUUAUAUACAAUCUAUGCGAUGAGCUGGAAGCCAAUGCCCACUCAAUGGAUAUGCUCAGUCUACUCACCUUUGUCUCCCAGCGCGUGGCCAAUUGUGAGAGCGACGAAACACAGGAAAAACAAAUACUUUGCGUCAUGUCCACGCUGACACGAGUUUUGGAAUUCUAAAAAA